AGAUUCCAAACUCCUAGCCCCGAGCAAACCAGAACUCAGAAGACGAUAAAUUGUUUUUUUAAUUCUCCGUUUGGUGCAGUCUCGUCUCGUUCCACUUCCUCCCGUGUUAUAAAUUAAAGAAAUUUCAAAAAAAAAAAAAAAAAAAUUCAGGAGAGGAGAUCGGAGACAAGGGAGAAGAGAGAUUCUUUGGAUCUAGAUCUCCUUGACACUCUCUCAGCCCUAAUUUCUUUGUCUUCCUCUCUCUGUAAUGCCAUGGCGAAUCAUCGAUCCGUUGCGUUUCACUUCUGGAUCUAUUCUCUCCUUCUGCUCUUUGUCCAAGGAAAUUGCUUCUACCUCCCUGGUGUUGCUCCAGAGGAUUUCGAGAAGGGGGAUCUUCUGAAGGUUAAAGUGAACAAACUAACAUCUACAAAGACACAGCUUCCUUUUUCAUACUAUUCUCUUCCUUACUGUCAUCCAGGUCGCAUAAUUGACAGUGCAGAAAAUCUUGGGGAAGUUCUUCGUGGUGAUCGCAUUGAAAACUCRCCUUAUGUGUUUAAGAUGAGGGAACCGCAGAUGUGCAAUGUUGUCUGUCGGGUAAUACUUGAUGCAAAAACAGCGAAGGAAUUCAAGGAAAAGAUAGAGGAUGAAUAUCGGGUCAACAUGAUUUUGGAUAAUCUUCCUCUGGUUGUUCCUUUACGAAGGUCUGAUCAGGAAUCUGUGACAAUCUAUCAACAUGGCUUUCAUGUUGGGCUCAAAGGGCAAUAUACUGGAAGCAAGGAUGAAAAACAUUUUAUCCACAACCAUUUGCAAUUUACUGUCAAGUUUCACAAAGAUCCAUUAACAGACUCUGCAAGGAUUGUGGGAUUUGAGGUCAAACCAUUUAGCGUUAAACACGAAUAUGAAGGUCAAUGGAAUGAGAAGACUCGGUUAACCACCUGUGACCCCCAUGCAAAACGAACAGUUACCAACUCUGAUUCUCCUCAAGAAGUUGAUGAGAAUAAGGAAAUUAUAUUCACAUACGAUGUUGAAUUUGAGGCAAGUGAUGUGAAGUGGGCAUACCGAUGGGAUACCUACCUCCUAAUGGCUGAUGACCAAAUACACUGGUUCUCAAUUGUUAAUUCUUUGAUGAUUGUUCUUUUCCUAUCGGGCAUGGUUGCCAUGAUCAUGCUGCGAACAUUGUACCGUGACAUAUCCAAGUACAACCAGUUGGAGACCCAAGAAGAAGCCCAAGAAGAAACAGGAUGGAAAUUGGUUCAUGGAGAUGUUUUCAGACCACCGACAAACUCAGAUCUACUCUGUGUCUAUGUUGGGACAGGUGUACAAUUUUUUGGGAUGAUACUUGUCACCAUGAUUUUUGCUGCUUUAGGGUUCCUCUCCCCCUCAAACAGGGGUGGGUUGAUGACGGCCAUGUUACUACUAUGGGUUUUUAUGGGUCUGUUUGCUGGUUAUUCUUCUGCUCGUCUAUACAAGAUGUUUAAGGGAACUGAAUGGAAGAAAAGCACUCUCAAAACUGCAUUUAUGUUCCCUGCAAUUGUGUUUGCCAUUUUCUUUGUCUUGAAUGCUCUCAUUUGGGGGCAAAAGUCAUCAGGUGCAGUGCCAUUCGGGACUAUGUUUGCUCUUGUUUUCCUAUGGUUUGGAAUCUCAGUCCCACUUGUGUUUGUGGGUAGCUAUGUUGGGUUCAAGAAGCCCGCUAUUGAGGAUCCAGUGAAGACAAACAAGAUCCCAAGGCAAAUUCCGGAGCAGGCCUGGUACAUGCACYCAAUCUUUUCAAUUCUUAUUGGAGGGAUACUUCCAUUUGGAGCUGUCUUCAUCGAGCUCUUCUUCAUACUCACAUCAAUCUGGUUGCAGCAGUUCUACUACAUUUUCGGCUUUCUUUUUAUUGUCUUCCUGAUCCUCAUUGUCACUUGUGCUGAGAUUACAAUCGUGCUCUGUUACUUCCAGCUCUGCAGUGAGGACUACUUGUGGUGGUGGAGGUCUUACUUGACAUCAGGAUCAUCUGCUCUGUACCUCUUCCUCUAUGCCACCUUUUACUUCUUUACAAAACUUGAGAUCACGAAGCCAGUUUCUGGGGUGCUGUACUUUGGCUACAUGCUCAUUGUCUCGUAUGCAUUCUUUGUGCUGACUGGAACGAUUGGUUUUUAUGCUUGUUUCUGGUUUACAAGGCUCAUAUACUCUUCAGUGAAGAUUGAUUAACUGAUGCAGUCAGACGGGGCUUCACCAUUCUGUAUGAAGAAGCCGAAAUUAUUCAAGGGGAGAUUGCAUAUGAGCAUGUGGGGAUUCUCUUCUGACCGAGUUAGCAUCUUAGAUUCAGUUUUGCAUAUUAAAGGGCUCUUGAUUAUGUUGUCAUAGCAAUUGUUUUUCAAUUUCUAUUAUAACUUCCUAGUUACUCUCCUGUUUACUCUCUUUCUUUCUUCAUUCUUAUCUGUAAUUUUUCUUUUCCCUUGAUGGGAUGGGACCUACGAGGGAAUGGUUUAAGGCAUUCCUACCAAACAAUAUGCAUGUUUUAGAAAUGAUAAAAAAGAUUCUUGUAUUGCUACUGUAGAAC
Messenger RNA from Nelumbo nucifera (sacred lotus), 2524 nucleotides. RefSeq names its product transmembrane 9 superfamily member 10-like. Gene Ontology annotation, cellular component: membrane. Gene Ontology annotation, biological process: protein localization to membrane. Lineage: Eukaryota; Viridiplantae; Streptophyta; Magnoliopsida; Proteales; Nelumbonaceae. The record is from RefSeq and is a predicted model, not a curated record.